Messenger RNA from Sungouiella intermedia, 2373 nucleotides. The record is from the annotation of a GenBank genome assembly. Lineage: Eukaryota; Fungi; Ascomycota; Pichiomycetes; Serinales; Metschnikowiaceae.
AUGUCACUCCUUCUGUUGGUUUCUGCUUACCUAUUAGGUGGAGUCACGUUUCUCCCGUUGCUCCUUGUGGCUUUCUUGGUGCUCCAUCCCAAGAAGAAGCCCACGCCACAGCCAGAGCAAUUGAAAGCUGGGGAAAUCGAAGAGUUGAGCAAUACUGGCUUAGAUGCCUUCAAACAGGGCUGGAUCACCGUUACUCAUGAGCAUAUCGAAUCACGAGACCAACUAUCUUCAUCCACACAGUCUGUUUCGGAGUCCAAUGAGGGAAAGUCUGCUUACGCUUCCCUUUACAAGUUGGUGAAGAACUCUAAUUCCAAAGCGAACAAAUCUUCCAAUGGUAGCAGCACAUCCGUGGACUCUUCCGAUUCCAUCGAAUCACCCAUGGCUGGAAGCACAGGGAAUGGACCCAAACCUACCAACAAAAAGCAUCGCUAUUAUGGUGUGUUGAAGCAUAGCAAUCUCUUUCUCUAUAAGGAUGAGCGAUUGCGGGAUGUCAAGCAUGUGGUUGUUCUUUCGAACCACGUUGUGGCACUCUGGCCACGAUCAUUGUCGGAAGGCUCAUUGUUCACGACAAACUCUUCAAUAGCAAUCUUGAAAAAGGAUUGGAAGAGAAAUCGCAGACUUUCGGAUAAUAUCGGCAAACCAUCAGAGGCGGACUGGUCCGAUGACAAAAAGAUCACCAUCGAGGAUGUGUUGAAUCCCGAGAAGAACUUGCCUGCCCCACCAGGAACGUUUUUCAUCUACACAGAUGUGAAUAUUGAUAAAGAAGACUGGUACUUUGCGCUCAUUAGAGCCACUAAGUCGGACAACGACAGCUAUGCUAAACUUGACCCACAAAUUCAUGCCAAAACGCUCCAUUUUGAAACUCAGAACAUGGUAAGUCUCAUCCAGACACUUUACAGCUCCGAGGGCCAGCUCCAGACCAAGUGGUUUAAUGCCUUGAUGGGGAGAUUAUUUCUUUCGCUCCAAAAGACAGACUUCAUGAGAAACUACCUUAUUUCCCGCAUUGAGAAGAAGCUCAACAAGUUGAAAACUCCAGGUUUCCUUGACAAGUUUCAGAUCACCAAGGUUGAUGCCGGCCACGCUGCUCCUUUCAUCACUUUUCCAGUUUUAAAGGAGAUUAAUCCAGAUGGCGACCUUCUCGUUUCCCUAUAUAUGCAAUAUUCGGGGUGUAUGUCCAUCCAAAUAGCCACAAAGUUUAACUUGAACUUGGGUACUCGCUUCAAGUCCCGAGAAAUGGAUGUCUUGCUCUCUAUGACGCUCGAGAAGCUUGAGGGUCCGAUGCUCAUCAAAAUCAAGCCUCCACCUUCAACAAGGAUGUGGUACACUUUCGAAAACGAGCCUAUCAUGUCAGUGAAGAUCGAGCCGGUUAUCAGCUCCAGACAGUUGUCAUACAACAUCAUCACCAACACUAUCGAGAAGAAGUUGAAAGAGGCUGUUAAGGAAUCAUUGGUCCUUCCUCAUUGGGACGAUUUCAUAUUUUAUAUGACUAUGGACGAAUUAUACAGAGGUGGAGUCUGGGAUAAAACAGUCAGAGAACAAGCAGGUGCCGAAGAAAACUCUGACAGUGGAUCUACCCAAGACGCAAGUUCCACUCAAGAGGCUCAAUCUUACGACACCAAUUCUAUUGCCCUCUCCACAAACGAUGAAAAUCUGAGCAUUUUGACGUUCGAUGAUGGUGACUCCAAUACGGUAAGGUCAGAAGCAGUGUCGUUGACUGAUGCCCUUCCUCAGAAAUCUCAGAAAACAAAAUUUUCGACUACAAUCGGCGAUCUCUCCAAACGCUUGAGAAAGGCAAAGUCCACUCAUACCUUAGGUGUGGAUGAAACAAAUUGUCUUUCUGAUGGCUCCAUGAUGGAAUCCAGCAUCAGCAAACCACCCUUAAACGAAGACACCGAUGCUGCUUCUACAUCUGCAGACGUCAAGGGAAACACCUUGCGCAAGUUUGGAACGUGGUACUACGAGAAAUCACAAGCUGCUGAGCCGACAACAACAUCUGCACCAGCUUACAACCCUCCAGAGAUGAUUACCAACCGUCGUCGCAGCCGGAAACAGUCGUCUGCCACCCUUUCGUCAGAUCCACAAGCCACAUCGGAUGGCACUUCGUACGACUUUGGAGCAUCUGUGGCAGAGCAGAAUUUAAUGGCCAGAAGUAUCGAUUCCAAUGCAGAGCUUCUCGCUUCCGUAGUUUCAGCUCCUGCGCCUGUUCCAGCACUGCCAGAGCCUUCAAUCACAAACGUCACUUCAACACCUCAGGAUAUGUCAACUCAAAGCCAGAAAUUGGAUCCACCACAAUCAAUUCUGAGAUCUGAAACAGUUCUCCAUAGAAGGCCACCCCCUCCAGGGCCGGCUCCUGAUUUCCCCGAUGAAAGCUAG